Messenger RNA from Emiliania huxleyi CCMP1516, 1665 nucleotides. RefSeq lists its product as hypothetical. Lineage: Eukaryota; Haptophyta; Isochrysidales; Noelaerhabdaceae. The coding region runs from base 1 to 1665 and encodes 554 amino acids. Gene Ontology annotation, biological process: meiotic sister chromatid cohesion, centromeric; mitotic spindle assembly checkpoint signaling. Gene Ontology annotation, molecular function: protein kinase activity. The record is from RefSeq and is a predicted model, not a curated record. The transcript has 6 exons.
AUGGCAAUGGAGGCGGAAGCGGAGCCCGUCGUCGACGACGGCUGGGAGCAGGUCAAGGAGAACGCGCAGCCGCUCCGCCGCGGUCGGAAGGCCAAGGCGCUGGGCGAGAUCGCGGUGGCCGACCGAGCCGCCUCCGACGCGCGCGAGGCGCGGCGCCAGCAGUGGGUCGAGGCGCUCAGGCGGGCAGCCGACGGGGCGGACCCGCUGGCGACGUGGGUCGGCUACAUCCGGUGGACGCAGGAGGCGUACCCGACCGGCGGCAAGGAGGCCGGGCUGAUGCAGCUGCUCGAGGACUGCGCGUACGGCCUCAAGGACGACUCACGCUACACCGACGACGCGCGGUACCUGCGCGUGUGGAUCCAGUACGCCGACUGCGUGCGCGACCCGGAGCAGAUCUUCGACUACCUGUACGACCGGCACAUCGGCCAGAAAUUCGCCCUCUUCUGGGAGGCCUGGGCCUCCGUCCUCGAGACGAAGCGCAAGUACCCCGCCGCCGACAAGGCGUAUGAGCGCGGCCUGCUGCUCAAGGCGGCGCCGCUCGACCGGCUGCAGCGCGCGCACCUCAAGUUCCAGCACCGGCAGGGCGACGAGGAGGGCGCGAGCCGCGCGGGCGCGUGGGAGGCGGGCACGAUGACGCAGCAGGCGAAGGAGAACAGCGCGGCGGCGACGGCGUGGGACGGGGGCUCGGAGGCGCUCGGCUACGCCCCCGAGCUGCUGCUGCACUCCGGCGAGGAGGUCUGCUUCGAGGAGGUGAGGGAGCGGGACGCGGAUGGCCUGACAGUGCGGCUCGCCUCGGCGCCCACCGACGACGGGCUGACCAUCAACACCAAGGCUGCACUCGAGAUGCUGAUGCCGUCCUUCCGCGACGACGACGACGAGCCGGAGCAGGACCUCCAAGAGCCGCCGGCGCGAGCGCUCUACAGCACCUCCCUCUACAGCACCUCCUCUCGUGGCCAGGGCGGGAUGAAGCCGGCCGGGAUGAUGACUCCACUCCCGCACACGAGCGGCGCGCCGCUCGCCCCGCGCUCGUCGGCCGCGGCGUCGGGCCACCCACUCGCCGCUCCUCCGCCCUCAGCAGUGCCCGCCGCUGCGCCACCCCGCGACCUGAUGGGCGAGGACAUGCCGGCCGACACUAAGGCAGCCCUCGCCAAGCUAGACGACGGCCUGCUCAACGGGCAGGGCGCGCCCGACGCCACCGAGGACAUGACCAUUAACACCGCUGCCGCCAUCGCCUCGUUUGACGACGCCGAGAACUCGGUCGCGCCUGCAUGGGGGGGCAGCGCCCGGAAAGCCUUCGCCUUUGAGGUGCAUCCCGGCGUGUACCACGACGGCAGCAGCGAGCCUCCGCCCGAGGAGGACAUCACGUUUCAGCGCUCGGCCGCCAUCGCCGCCUUCACCGACGCCGAGAACGAUGCCGGCGCCGAGGCGGUUGCGCGCGCGGUCGCUGCGCGUGAAGCUGCGCUCGCCGCAACGGCAGCUGUGUCGGGCCGGAUCGUCGUCUCUAGCCGCCUCCCCGACGGGGCCCCGCCCCCUCCGCCUCUAGCGGCGAGCAGCGGAGCGCGAGCACCACCCGACGCUUCCCCGACCCUUCGCCUCCGACAGCUGCAGGGCGGAGGGCUGCCAGGCGAGCUUGACGGCGAGGGCGGGUCGUUCCUCCUGGGGUGA